AUGCCUAUAUUUCAGUCCAGACCAUUUCGAAACCCUCGAGAGCAGGCAAAUACCCUGGGCGACCGGAUUGCAACCUACUAUCGUCGUCAGGUUGCCACUCGACCGUUCCUCUUCUUCGGCUUACCUUUCAUCUCCCUCAUGGUCGCGGCCUCAUUCCUCUUGACACCGGCUACAGCCUUGAGAUACGAAGCACACGAUCGGAAACACAAGCAAGUUUCUGCGCAGGAUGCCAUGCAGCUGGGACUAAAGGGUGGUGCUGAUGGUCAGGGAGGUCUCACGUACAACCCACGCAGGAGAACCCUGACAAAAGGAGGUACAUCUGAACGAGACGAAUACUACAGAUUGAUGGCCAAAGAUCUUGACAGUUGGGAACAAAAACGUGUCGAGAGAUUCAAGGACGAGCCUGAUGGUAGGCUAUGA
Molecule: messenger RNA, 420 nt
Organism: Exophiala bonariae
Lineage: Eukaryota; Fungi; Ascomycota; Eurotiomycetes; Chaetothyriales; Herpotrichiellaceae
Gene: COX16
Product: Cytochrome oxidase assembly
Exons: 1
Coding region: 1-420 (139 amino acids)
Biological process (GO): mitochondrial respiratory chain complex IV assembly
Cellular component (GO): mitochondrial inner membrane
Source: RefSeq, a predicted model, not a curated record